Molecule: messenger RNA, 1425 nt
Organism: Miscanthus lutarioriparius
Lineage: Eukaryota; Viridiplantae; Streptophyta; Magnoliopsida; Poales; Poaceae
Source: the annotation of a GenBank genome assembly
AUGGGAAUUCUCGGAGAAGGGGUGAGCGUUGUGAUGAGGCCGCUGCUGCACCUCUUGGUGGGGAUGGUGCUGUACGAAGCGGCGGAGGAGAUGGCCGUGCCGGCGCUCGUCGACAAGAUCACCGCCGCGCUCUGCCCCGCCGGCAGCGGGUCGUGCCCGGAGGCCAUCUACCUAACCGGCCUUCAGUCCUCGGUAUCUAUCUAUGACCUAUCCAGCUUUCUGCGUUUCUUCUUUGCACUCCGGUCGUGGCCCGUGGCCGUAGGGGCGAUUUUUAAGAUAAUAGGAUUCCCUCUAAUGGGCCAGCUAGCUGACGAAUAUGGUCGGAAGCCUCUUCUCCUCUUAACUGCCUCCACCUCCAUAAUACCUUUUGCUGUGCUUGCAUGUAAUAAUUCAAGGACUGUUGUGUAUGUCUACCUUAUUCUGCGCACCCUUUCAUUCUUGAUUGGCCAAGGAACAUUGUUCAUCAUUUCAGUUGCAUACACGGCGGAUGUGGUUGAGCCGUCAAAGCGAGCAACUGCAAUUGGCUUCAUAACAGGAAUUAUUUCUGCCUCAAGUGCUUUGGGAGAUGUUUUCUCAAGGUUUCUACCCAAGAAUUGGAUUUUUGAGGUGUCCGUUGUUUUGUUGAUCUGUUCGGUUCUCUAUAUGAAAAUAUAUCUUGUGGAGACACAUCCAAGAGCUCUAGCAUCUUCAUCUUAUCGUCAUUCAUCAUUGUCAUCUUUGGUUACCAGGGUUGCACAACAGCGUUGGGAAUCUAUCAAAGCGAACAUUACUCUAUUCAAAGAUAGUGAAUCACUUAGGCGAAUAGUAUAUGUUGACUUCUUCAAUAAAUUGGGCAUGAGUGGCAUUAUUGAUGUCCGAUUGUAUUACUUGAAGUCUGUAUUUGGCUUUGACAAGAAUCAAUUUUCAGAAAUUCUGAUGGUGGUAGACAUUGGUUCCAUCUUUUCUCAGAUUUUGGUCCUUCCCCUAAUGAGCCACAUUAUUGGUGAAAAAGGAAUCAUAUGCGUCUCAAUCUUGGCAUCCAUUGCCUAUGCUUUGCUUUAUGGUGUUGCAUGGGCUUGGUGGGUUCCUUACUUUAGCUCUUUAUUGGGUGUCAUCUUUGUGAUGGCCAGACCAGCUAUCCAUGCAAUCGUUUCGAGGGAAGUAAUCUCAACUGACCAGGGGAAGGCACAAAGUUUCAUUGCGACUGUACAAUCUGUAGCUAUAUUGCUGGCACCUCUGUUUAUGAACCCACUAACCUCUUACUUCAUUUCAGAGGAAGCCCCUUUCAAUUGCAAAGGUUUCAGUUUCCUAGUGGCUAGUUUUGUCUUGGCAACAUCUUUAUGCUUUGCUUGGAUGCUGAAUCCAAAAGACAGGGACAAAUGCACAGAAGUUCCAAGUUCAGACGAGUGUAAUGAGGAAGGACUGCAAGCACCACUAUUGAUUUAG